Molecule: messenger RNA, 4023 nt
Organism: Sinocyclocheilus grahami
Lineage: Eukaryota; Metazoa; Chordata; Actinopteri; Cypriniformes; Cyprinidae
Product: arf-GAP with GTPase, ANK repeat and PH domain-containing protein 3-like
Exons: 15
Coding region: 1-3531 (1176 amino acids)
Biological process (GO): activation of GTPase activity
Cellular component (GO): nucleus
Molecular function (GO): GTPase activator activity; GTPase activity; protein binding
Source: RefSeq, a predicted model, not a curated record
AUGGGACUCCAGGAGGAGGUACAGACUCUGACGCCUUCAGGAGGGGCUGAGACUAGAAGAGGAGAGGCUGAGCUAGGAGUCGUAAAGAACAACGUGGGAGAGGAGGAGGAGGACGACGACGAAAGACAAGAGGCGGAUCAGAGGGGAGAACGUCGAGAAAGCCCGGGGCAGAAGAGGAGUGCAGUUGGAAAGCCCAACAGGUGGCUUUACCUGAGCAGCACAGGGAAUGGGGGAUGGAGGAAAGGGGAAGUACUAGGAAUGAGGACGGACCGGUUACCUCCUUUCCUCCAGGACAGCUGUGUGCAACAAGUGUCUGCGGAAGACUUCAACUUGGCUGGGGAAGAAAAGGCACGGACCGGAGAACUCCAUGCUGAUGUUUGCCACAUUCACAUUAAGGAACUAAGUUGCAAUGCUGUUUUUCUGGAAAAUGCAACACAACCUCAUGUGGCGGUCUUGCGAAGGCCUGCACAUGGACUUCGGCUCCUGGGCAGCAGAAGAGCCGUGAGCAUGUUCGUCUUCCCAGACGACAACAGGAGACACCAAAACACAGCAACCAACCACCAAGACAGCUCUGUAAAACCUCGCAGUGAUUGUAUGUUGACAGCUACCAACUCAAAUAACAAUAUUCUGCCUACCUCGACCCCAAAUCAGCAAGGUUGCCCAGAUGUGGUCCAGCGGUGUAGGACAAGACGUGCCGAGCUGCGUGCAAUAGACGGUCUAAAACCAGACAUGCUGCCUUCUGUCAACCUAUUUCCUCAUCCACUAGAAGAACCGCCAAUACGUCGGACUUUGAAAAGCAAGAACAAACCACGGCCCGUUAGCAUGACUGCUCUUGAGCUUAAUAAAGAGCGUAUUGGAUCCCGGGAUGAGCUCACAAGCCACGCUUCCACUGGCACCAGUAGUUUGCCUCGUCCAGGCUUCCGAUGGAGAUGGUUUGGUCGACAGGCAACUGGAAAGGAAGUGGUGGCGAAACAAAAUUCAACAAGGCUAAAGGAACCCAACAAGACAGAAGAACCGAAGACAACAUUCGGAUCCCUGCGGAGGAGCUUGAGUCUAAGGAUGAGGCGGAAUCGUAAUCAACCCGAGCAGGAGAACCGAACUGAAUGGAGACGCACUUCAAGUAUCGGAGAACAAUCUAUGCAAACCACUCGCCCGUUUUCCUAUUUUACUGGCAGGAUGUUAACACCAGCUCAUGAGCAAGAUGAGGAUCAAGGGGCCACACAGUACAUUCAGUACCAAACUCGGGGCAAGGUGGCCGUCUUGGAGGUCCCUCUCCAUCCUACCAAACUAACAAAGCCCACCAAACAUUUGCAACCAGGGACUAGUUUUUGGCAGUUAAUUGCUAGUCGUUUUAAGAGGACAGACCCGUUGUCCAGCAACAAAUCUGAGCUGUUCACUGAAAGCCAAGCAGUUGGCAGCCACCCCCAUGCGAGAAAUAAAAAGCCAGAUUCUGUUGCCAUAGAGACUCUAGCUGGCAUUGGUUUCUGCAAAGGUCAAGAUUCCUUCGUUAACAGUCAGGAAUGGACAUUGAGUCGAUCAGUACCAGAGCUCAAAGUGGGCAUCGUGGGAAACCUGUCCAGUGGGAAGUCAGCAUUAGUUCACCGGUAUCUGACAGGAACAUAUGUCCAGGAGGAGUCGCCCGAGGGUGAGUUUGCUCAGAAAGUGGUGGCGCUGAGGAAAAAACAGCAGCUUUCGAUUGGUCCGUGUAAAUCUCUGCCCAACUCUCCCAGCCACUCGUCGGUCCCGGCCGCGUCCAUCCCCUCUGUACACAUCAAUCAGGCUGCUAAUGGAGGAGGCGCGUUUAGCGAUUACUCGUCCUCCGUUCCCUCCACCCCCAGCAUAAGCCAGAGGGAAAUGCGCAUCGAGACGGUGGCCGCCUCCAACACUCCCACGCCCAUCCGCAAGCAGUCCAAACGGCGCUCCAACAUCUUCACAUCACGGAAAGCCAGUGAUCAGACAAAGAGCAUUGAGAGUAAAACUGACAGUAUAGGGAGUGGAAGGGCCAUACCCAUCAAACAGGGGAUUUUGUUAAAAAGAAGUGGGAAGUCACUUAAUAAGGAGUGGAAGAAGAAAUACGUCACAUUGUGUGACAACGGUCUGCUCACGUACCAUCCCAGUUUACAUGACUACAUGCAGAACGUCCACGGUAAAGAAAUUGAUUUGCUGCGGACGACAGUAAAGGUACCCGGGAAGAGGCCGCCCAGAGCAGUGGCAACGGUCGCCCCUACAGCCAGCCCCAAAACCAACGGACUGACCAAAGACCGCAGCACUUUACAACUCGGCAUCGGGGCCACAAGCACUCCUCACUCUAACAGCAGCAGUUCCCUGCAGUCCGGGGGUUCGGCGGCCGGCGUGGCUUUGGGGUCUAGUAAAGAGGGAAUGCACCAGCGCUCGUUCUCCGUGUCCAGCGCAGAACAGUGGAGCGAGGCCGUUAUCAGCACCACGGCAGCCAAUGGGAUGGCAGAUCCUCUCAGCUCCGCCCCUGGCAUGAGCAGCGCCACCAGUCCCAAACUUGAGCCUCCACCAUCACCUCAUGCCAACCGCAAGAAACACAGACGGAAAAAGAGCACAGGCAUCACCAAACCAGACGGCCUUUCUGCAGGGAAUGAAGAGCAAGAGGAGUCAUUUGAGUUCAUCAUCGUGUCCCUGACGGGUCAGAUGUGGCACUUUGAGGUGUCCACGUAUGAGGAGAGAGAACUCUGGGUUCAGGCCAUUGAGAGCCAGAUAUUUGCCAGUCUACAGUCCUGUGAGAGCAGCAAGAACAAGUCUCGAUUAGGAAGCCAGAGUGAUGCAGUGGUCAUCCAGUCCAUCAGGAACAUGAGGGGAAACAGCUUCUGUGCAGACUGUGACGCCCCCAAUCCGGACUGGGCCAGUCUGAACCUUGGCGCUCUGAUCUGUAUCGAGUGCUCUGGGAUGCACAGGAACCUGGGCACCCAUCUGUCCCGCGUACGGUCUCUGGACCUGGACGACUGGCCUGUGGAGCUCAGCAUGGUGAUGAUGGCCAUCGGGAACGCCAUGGCCAACAGCGUAUGGGAGGGCUGUGUGGAAGGAUACAUCAAACCUGGGGUGGACAGCACCAGGGAAGAGAAGGAGCGCUGGAUCCGGGCGAAGUACGAGCAGAAGUUGUUCCUGGUGGGGCUUCCUCAGUCAGACGUGCCUCUGGGACAGCAGCUCCUGCGGGCCGUGGUGGAGGACGACCUGAGGCUAGUGGUUGUCCUGCUGGCCCACGGCACCAAGGAAGAGGUCAACGAGACGUAUGGGGACGGCGACGGACGUACCGCCCUGCACCUGUCCUGCGCCAUGGCUAAUGUGGUCCUCACGCAGCUGCUCAUCUGGUACGGCGUGGACGUGAAGAGUCGCGACGCCCGCGCUCAGACGCCGCUGUCCUACGCCCAGCGAGCAGGAAGUCAGGAGUGCGUCGACAUCCUCAUCCAACACGGUUGUCCCGUGACGCCCACAGCCACCCAACACAAUCCCAACAUCAACAACAACGCUCAAUGCGAGCUGAACCGUAGUGUUAGCAUCAUGUGAUCGUGGCCCGCAGUGUCUCUAGUGUCUCUUCUCAAAGAUGUUGAUGUUCCCAUAGAUGCUGCUCUCGUUAAAUGGCAUCAUUUCCCUCAGCAGUACGUCUUUAUUAGGAAACUGUGCGUAAUGCCACAUGUGGCACGUAAACCCAUUACCCUCAUGACGACUUCCUGUGACCAAUGUUAGCGUACGGCAAGAAUUAGCAGUGUUAACAUUAUCAAUGCGUGUUAUUUUUAAGCUGAAGAAAAUUAGGUUUUUAAGGAUCCUUUCUUGUGUGUGUAUAGAACAAAAAAAUGAAAUGAUGGGCAACAGGUUCUAAAGAUAAGUUCGAUUUUUUUAAGGUACAUCGGUUUAGAAAUAAUCAGACGACAGUAAUGGAUCCUCUGCAUUGCGCCCACGCGUUUUUGUCCAUCAGAACAUUAAAUUAUGUUGUUACAGGGAAAAUUCUGUUAUUAUUUACUGCCCCCCCAAACUUUCUUUCUUCUGCUGAAUACACGC